AUGUUUCGGCGCGGUUUAUCAGACGCAGAAAUUGCGGAUUUGAUCAAUCAUAGCGACACUCUGGAUAAUGUAGAGAGUGAUUCAGACGAUUCUGAAUGCAAUGGUGUGUUUGAAGAAGACGAGAUUGAUGACAGUUUGUCUUCAGAUGAAGACGAGAAUGAUGUUGAAGGUGUUGCUUCAAAUCCAGCAGCUGUGCCGUAUCCGAAAGACAGUGAGUGGACUGCAGUUGACACCUACCGACCUCUGCCUGUCAACACGACACCCAGGCAGAUACUAGUGGAUAUUGAUGAGUCGAGUUCUGUACUGGAUUGCAGUAAAGUGUUCCUUACUGACAGUGACGUAAAUGAACUCAAGAGACAGACAAAUUUGUAUGCAUCACAGACAAUACAGAAGAAAAGAAGAGGAAAUAAUCUGAAGCCCCAUUCAGUUUUGAGUUCGUGGAAGCCAGUGACUAUAAGUGAGAUGAGGCGUUUCUUGGGUAUUAUUUUCCACAUGUGUGUUUCGAAAAAGCCAAAAAUUGCGGACCAUUGGAGCACUAAUCCUGUUCUUAGUUGUAACUUUUGUCCCCAUGUCAUGAGCCGUUUGCGUUUCACUCAGAUACUGUCAUGCUUGCAUCUUGUUGACAAUUCAAAUCAGAAAAAACCAGGCGAAGAUGGAUUUCAUCCACUUUACAAAGUUUUGCCAUAUUAUAAUAAUUUGAAGGAGCGAUUAUAUGCUGUUGCUGAAGCCAGUAGUGGCUAUGUUGUAAAUUUUGAAGUUUAUGCUGGUAAGCGUAUUGUUGACAAUUCUUCGUCUGCGGUUAUUUUGCGAUUGUUGUCUGACAGCAGCUUGCUGAACAAAGGCCACACUGUGUAUUUAGAUCGAUUUUAUUCCAGUCCAGAGCUAUUUCAGCAACUGGCAGAGAAAGGCACUGGAGCUGUUGGUACUGUGAACAAAUCCAGGAAAGGAUUGCCUAAAGAUUUAGUAUCUGCUAAGCUGAAAAAGGGCGAAAUGUCUUUUCGGCGUAAAGAUAAUGUAUUGGCAAUGAAGUGGAAAGAUAAGAGAGAUGUGUAUACAUUGUCUACAAGGCAUCAAGCAACAUUUGGUACGCAUACUAAGAGAAAUGGGUCUGUAGUAUUGAAACCACUUCAGGUACUUGAUUACAACCUCAAUAAAAUUGGAGUGGAUAUUGGAGACCAACGCCUGCAGUACAAUCCGUUCCAGCACAGAACUGUGAAAUGGUGGCGAAAAUUAUAUUUCCAUUUGCUGCUUAUGGGAGUAUCAAAUGCAUUUUGGCUGUACAAUGCAGUGCACAGGAAGAAAAUUACAAUAACAGACUUUAUAACAGUGCUUGCAGUUCAGCUUGUUGAAGACGACACACUUGAAUUCAUUCCAAGAAAUGAAGGAACUGUAGGUCGGCUAACAAAGAGACAUUUUUUGCAGCACAUACCUGCAACUACUAAGAAGUAUGCUGCUCAGCUCCAAAAACAGGUCUCAUUUUCACAACUGGCACAAACUAUAGCAAUUUUGCAGGAAAGUCCUAUAGAGUUUGUUAUGUUCAUAUCAAAAGAACCUCCACAAAGAUUACAACACAAACAUUUCUUCAUAAACUCAGUAAAAACAGGAAAGUCGACUAAAACAUAUUGUUCAUUAGAAGCUUCAUCUGUAAUUUCACUUGCACAGUUUGAUAACUUCUUUUUUGAUGCACUGGUGGGCGUGUCUCCUUCACACAUCUCAGCUGUACAAACGUCAGAACUUUCACCAGCAUCAACAGGUGCUGAAGCAGAAUCACUUGAACAAACGUUAUUUGUAAAUCUAUUACCGCGAAACUUUCGCUUUUUAAAUAAUGAUGCACUCCUAGGCAUCGUAGAAACUACGCACUCACCACUGAAAGUCAAAACAAGACAGAUAACAAACUCCAAAUGA
Molecule: messenger RNA, 1905 nt
Organism: Schistocerca nitens (vagrant locust)
Lineage: Eukaryota; Metazoa; Arthropoda; Insecta; Orthoptera; Acrididae
Product: piggyBac transposable element-derived protein 4-like
Exons: 4
Coding region: 1-1905 (634 amino acids)
Source: RefSeq, a predicted model, not a curated record